This is a messenger RNA of Oryctolagus cuniculus (rabbit), 4031 nucleotides long. RefSeq names its product SLAM family member 9. NCBI's taxonomy places the organism in Eukaryota, Metazoa, Chordata, Mammalia, Lagomorpha, Leporidae. Gene Ontology annotation, cellular component: membrane. The record is from RefSeq and is a predicted model, not a curated record.
AAAAAGAUAAAGAACUUUAAAAUCAUUCAGGAGGGAAGGGGUGGUGGGCGGGGCAGAGGAAGAGGCCAUCUCUACACCUCAGUCGCCGGGCAGAAAUGGACUCCUUGGGCGGCGGCUGCUCGUUCCCCAUCCAGAUCCUGGUGCUCAGAGCCAGCCUCCUUCUAGGAUUCCAGGCUGUCAAGGACCCCAGCUCUUCUUGCACACUGAACAGCACCAUGGGGGGAUCUGCCCAGCUGCCGCUGAACUCCUCCUUGGGCCCCGCCAUCCGAGAGAUUGAGUGGACUUGGUACUGUGGGGAUAUGCAGAGGCUGCUUCUGGUGUCCUGGAAGCCUGGUAGCCCUAAUCCUGAAUGGUAUGAACUAGAAGACAAAUACAAGCGCAGAUUCAGCCUGACGGAGCUGGCUUUCUUGAGCAUCACAAACCUCACUAUGGAGAUGAGUGGGCUGUAUACAGCAGAAGUCAAAUUCCGCUCAGGACAAUCCAAGCAGGAGGCCUUUAGGCUUUGUGUAUACGAGCCCGUCCCACAUCCCCAAAUCCUGAUUCAUUCGUCAUCUAACACAUCAGGCUGGUGCAAUGUCACCCUGGAGUGUGGGACCCCAGGGGCCAGAGAAGACCUCACUGUGACCUGGAUGAGCAAAGACUCCUACGUGGAGCUGGAGCAGAGAGGGACACUGGGGUCAGCCCCCAACUCCAGGAAUCUAAGCCUGAGUUUGCCCAUAAACCAGUUGAAUGGCCAUGGCACCUGUGUGGUCAGUAAUCCUGUGGACCAGAAGAAUGCCGUGUUAGACCUGAGCAGCAUCUGUCAGUGGCAUGGUUCUCUUCCGAUCGAAUGGCUGUGGAAAGUCAUCCUUAUCUUGGUUCUGAUGGUGAGCAUGGGGACUGGCGCGUGGGUCUGGAGGCGGAGGAAGAUGGAGACCGAGAGAGCAGCUGCUGCCCGGGCCCUUCCCACAGGGGGCCAGGCCAACCUUCAGACCAGCGCCCUUGACUUUGUCUAUGCGGAGAUCAACCUCCUGAGUCCUCCAAAGGGUGACACGGAGGAGGGCGGCUGCCAUGCACAGAGCCCCGAGUUUGCUCCAGAGGCCCACACUAUCUACAAGGAGUUGCACUUGAACCCAGGGCCCACAGGAGACACCUAGACCAAAAAGACACUGGGGCGGUGAAGGACUUGGUACAAUCUGCCGUGUCUCCCCCUUCACCCUAGAGUCUUCAGAGACCGCUCCCAGAGGCAGAGCUGGGACUGGACCCCCCCCUCCCCCCGAUCCAUCCCAUGAGACAGUGAAGUGGCACGAGCAGCUCCCCUGGGAAGACACAGCUGUUGGGAUGGAGUCCCCUUCAUAAUUCACCUUGACACUUAAUCCUUAAGGCACAGUGUUAAGGCAUGUGGUGCUUGGUAGGGGAUUGAGUCACGAGGAUCACGGCCUCAUGAGUGGGGUCCGGUUCCCUUAUAAAAGUUCACCUCUUUCUGCCUGUCCACCUUCUGCUGGGUGAGGACACAGACUUUGCACUCUCUAGAGGACACUGUGGGAAGGCAGCCUGCGGGCAGCAGACCGCGCCUCUUAUCAGACACCAGGUGCUGAACUCCGCUGGUGUCUUGAUUGUGGCUUCUCAGCCUUUAGAAAUAGGUUUCUGUCUGACCAGUCUGUGGUAUUUUGCUAUAGCAGUACCAAUGGACCGAGAGUGUUCUCGCUUCACUGGUUACGAGCAGACACUGCUACUCGAACGUCCAAGUGUGAGAGGCAGACGCUUAAGAGGUCAGCCACGACUUCUGACCAACUUCGUGCAUAUUAGGGAGGACGCAUGGUCAGGGAGGGCCUUCGGAGAGACAGUCAGGGAGAGAGGUGCUUCCCUGGAGUGUCUGCGAGGAGCCCGCUGCCCACCAGUGGGGAGGAGGUGGCCCUUGAAUGUGCAAAAGCAGGAGUCCUGCGGAGACAGGAGCUGGGUUGGCGGAGGGAAGGGAAGGAGAUAUUUCUCCUGCACCACCGCCCACCAGGCUUCAUUCUGAGCAUGUGAACGCCCUAGCUCAGGCUUUCACAAAACCUAACUUAUUCCAAGACCCUUUUGCUUUUAUUACAUAACAUAUUCUACAUACAAAAGCAAAAAAGUAUAUCUUGUUGAAAUUGUGAUGUUCAAUUAAUUUGUUGAUAUAGUUAAUAGGUACUUCCUUCAAUAUAUCUUAUAAUCAUUUGGUAACAAUAAAAAAAUACAUAUAUACCAUAUAUAUGAAGCCAAGCCACUAAGUUUCCCUGCUGUUUAUAAAGUUUUUUAUUUAUCUCAAUGAAUUUCUAGGUAAGUAACCGUAUUAUCAACAAAUGAUUAAAACUUCUGCUUCUUUCCAAUCAUUGUGCCUCAUUCUUUCCUCUAGCAUAAUGGCAUUACUUAAUACCCUCCAAACCAAAUAAAUGACAGUGACGAGAAAAUAUGUCCUGCUUUGUUGUUAAUUUUAAUAUAAAUGGUUUCCCUUUUAAGUGUGAUUCUGGGAGAUCAAAGACUAUAUAUAUAUAUAUAUAUACAUACAUAUAUAUAUAUAUAUUACCGUGUUAAGGAAGUAUUUACAGCAUCCUAUUUUAUUGCAAGUUUCACCAAAAAGAAAACAUCAAAUGUUAUCAUUUUCCUUUCAGUAUCUAUGAAUAUAUGGUAUUGGUUUUCUGUUUCUCAUGCAUCAAUAAUCAAUAGAUUUUCAUUGCAUUAUUGGAACAAGCCCCAGCAGAUGUAGCAUUCUUUUGAUUAGCAACUGUUUGAAAAUACUUUUAUUUGGGGCUUUUGCAUAAUUAAUUAUUUAUAAAUAAAAUUCUCCUGUAGCUUCUUUUUUUAAAAGAUUUUUAAAUUUCUUUAAGAGGUAGAGUUACAGACAGAGGGAGAGUCAGAAUGGUCUUCCAUCUGCUGGUUCACUCCCCAAAUGGCCACAGUGGCCAGAGCUGAGCAAAUCUGAAGCGGCCAGGAGCCAGGAGCUUCUUCUGGGUCUCCUAUGCAAGUGCAGGGGCCCAAGCACUUGGGCCAUCUUCCACUGCUUUCCCAGGCAACAAGAAGAGAGCUGGAUUGGAAAAGGAGCAGCCAGGAUGUGAACAGGGAUUGCUGGCACCACAGGUAGAGGCUUACCCUACUAUGCUAUACAGCACUGGUCCCUUCCUGUGGGUUCUUAUGCUUUGUAUUGUCAGUUUAAUGCAUGCAUUAUGCUGUUAACGUAUGCCCUUUACCUUCACUUCUUAUACUAAUUGAAUUAAAAUUUGCUUUAUAGUCCAAAAAUGGAAUAUCUUUAGAGAAGAGUUGUCAGGGUUGGCGCUGUGGCAUAGUAGACUAAGUCUCUGCCUGUGGUGCUGGUAUCCUAUACGGGUGCCUGUUCAAGUCUUGGCUGCUCCUCUUCCAACCCAGUCCUCUGCUAAUGACCUGAGAAGGCAGUAGAAUAUGGCCCAAGUACUUGGGUCGCUGCACCCUUCGGGGAGACCCGGAAGAAACUCCUGGCUCCUGGCUUUGGAUUAGCCCAGCUGUGGCCAUUGUGGUCAUUUGUAGAAUGAACCAGAGGAUGAAAGAUCUCUCUCUGUCUCUUCCUCUCUCUGUAACUCUGCUUUGCACAUAACUAAAUAAACCUUAAAAAAAGAGAAGAGUUGUUAUUGCAAGGUGUCCGGCGUAACAAAUCUUCCCAGGCAGACGAAUCAACUAAUUCACAAGCUUUUAUUGGGAUUCCGCUCCCGGGUGAGGUUCCCGGUCCCAACAGAGCGGGGGGCUGGGAAAAUCACACGUCAGAGAUUGGGAGAGAUCCUUUUAUAGAUUCAGGGUGUGGGGGUUAAAGGUUGAGGCUGGUCUGAUCCUCAUUGGCUGACCUUUAGGCACCCGUGGGGACCUUGACAAGGACUCUCCAUUCCUGGAAGUAUAGGCCUUCCCUCCUUGCGGAUCCCAAAGCUACCAGUUAUUACCCAGUAUUGAUUUAAAUUAUUUUAUUAUGCCCCUUAAAUUUAUUAAAAUAUAAUACGAUGUAUAAGUAUCUUAUGCAUGUUAUAAACCAAAAAGUGUAUGUGAAAUAAAUAAAAAAUGGU